Uranotaenia lowii is the source of this 533-nucleotide messenger RNA. RefSeq names its product probable 28S ribosomal protein S16, mitochondrial (gene mRpS16). The record is from RefSeq and is a predicted model, not a curated record. The transcript has 3 exons. Gene Ontology annotation, biological process: mitochondrial translation. Lineage: Eukaryota; Metazoa; Arthropoda; Insecta; Diptera; Culicidae. Gene Ontology annotation, cellular component: ribosome; mitochondrial small ribosomal subunit. Bases 116 to 508 code for a protein of 130 amino acids. Gene Ontology annotation, molecular function: structural constituent of ribosome.
CGACAUAAGUUUGACAAUUCAAAUAAAUGUGGCCGCCCCGGGUUCAAAACAUAAAUAAACAUUAAAACUCACUCAAAUAUUAAAAUUGUUUUCUAAUUAUUGAAAUUCAACCAGCAUGUCUCUUAUUCCCGCUAGUGGGACCGGACGUUUUUGGGCACGAUCGGCAAAGAUAAUACGUUUUGCCAGGCAAGGUUGUACUAAUCGUCCCUUCUACCACAUAGUUGUAAUGGAGCGCCGUAAGGAUCAAUAUCAGCCGGUUAUCGAGCAGCUUGGAACGUAUGAUCCGAUUCCGAAUGAGUAUAACGAAAAGUUGGCUUCUUUUAAUUUUGAACGCGUGCGCUACUGGUUGGGUAGUGGGGCUCACAUAACAUCUGGUGUGGCCGAACUGUUAGGUGUUGCAGGACUUCUUCCCAUCCAUCCGAGAACAUAUAUGACUGCCUGGAGAAACCGCCAGAAAGCAGCCAAACUUGAGGAAAUGAAAAACACCGAACAAAAGUUAGAAGAAUAAACAUUUAUUAAUUAGUAGUAGUAAA